AAAACGUACACUACUUUCACAGGCACAAAAAAAGCUUCUCUUGUUUUUAUGACACGACAGAGAAUUAAAAGUCUUUCAUAAUGAAGAGAGUAGUAGUGAAGUGACACAUUCACAUAUACUUUUGUUUCAUUUUUUGAACUUUGUAUCUAAAAUAGCUAUAUUGAAUUGUUUAAAUUUCUUUUAAUUCUUUCAGAUUUUGGGUAGUGGGGUUCGUUCUGUAUUCCAAUUAAUUGAAAAGAUGCUUCAUAUUUAUGGGGGAAACAGAUCAAAUAAAUGAGAUGGUAAUUCUCAUGUAUGAGGUUUGGUUGCUUCAUAUUUUUAAGAAUUUUGGUUUGCAUACUUGGUAAAGAGAGCUGCUAAGCCAAAUCACAAGCAAAGAAGGAUCAUAAAGCCAGAGACACUGGUGGAUUUUUCGUUGUUGGGUUAUUAUUACUGUUCUUCCAUAUUGUUCCUCCAAUACCAGCAAUGGAGUCUUCCAAAGCCAUAGAAGUUAUAGAAGGAUGUAGCAGCUGUGAGUCUGGAUGGACAAUGUAUAUUGCCUCCCCAAUCCAUGAAGAUAAUAUUUAUGAUGAUCAUGAUGACGGUGGUGAUGGUGACGAUGAUCGUGGCACUGAUAAUAAGAAAGGAGAUGACAUCAACGACAACGAUGAUAAUGAAAGCGAUGAUUCUAUGGCUUCAGACGCCUCUUCUGGACCGAGUCAUCGAGAACUUCCAUAUGGAAGUAGAAACGUAAGUCAUGUAUUGGAUCAUUCCAAGGACUUGAAGGGAAAAAACGGAAGUAAGUAUUCAUCUGACAAGAAAAUAUAUGAAAAAAGGUUAAGGGCAGAGAACAAAGUGCCAGCGCCUAAAGCAAACAGUGGAGCAAAGGUAAGAAAAACCAUCCAGAUGGAGAGAAAAUAGAAUACUUUUAGGGCAUGUGUGGUUGUGUUUUCGUUUUCUGUGUUUGUUUUUAGGAAAACACAAAAAGUUUGUUUGGCGAAUUGUUUUAAAAAACUAUUCUUGGAAAAUUAUCUUGAAAAGCUCACUUUUUGGGAAAGACCAAAAAGUUGGCUUUGAAUUUUUGGAAAAUAUUUUCGCACAAAAAUAAAAACAAUGGGUGUUUUUAAAUUUUUUAUUUUAUGUUUCCGCAAACACAACGAAAGCAAAAUCACAGGCCCUAAUAUUCCUUUAAGAUAUCCUCCAAGAUUCGUUGCAUAGUUCUUCAUCACAUGAUGUUUAAUGGGUUACAGAAAUCAGAGUGCACUUCAUAGAAGCCUACUUCAUUCUGUGGUUCUAAUCUUUCAGUUUGAAUGUAAUCAAGAAAUCUAAUUGACAGUUAGCAGCUAUAGCCCAUGGAUCAGUACAUCAUGAAUGUGCAAAUGUACAACUAUGGUUUUAUGUAUUAUAUGCAUGUCAUAUGCACAGCUUAUGCAUUUUGUUGUGUAGAUGCCUGCCAAUGCAUGUGCCACUAGGAAUACAUAUUACAUGCUUGUUAUUGGCAUUAAGAGAGAGAGAGAGAGAGAGAGAGAGAGAGAGUAGGUAUAGUUUGGUGGGGAUUAGUUUGUGAUACUAUACCCGAAGGCAAUGACGAGAAAAAUAGAGGGAAGAAUAAUAACAUAUUGGUUGUCUAUAGUUAACCUUAUGUUUUCUGUCACAUAACCUCAAGUACGAGUAUGGGGUGUAGGUAAGUAUUGAGGUAUCAGAUUUAUCUACUUUUCAUGUCAAAGACACCAAGGCAUGGCUAUAUUUCAGAUUUCUUUUGCAUAGAUAUAUGGUAAACUCGACUACUUAUAAUUAAGGAUAUAACUUGUUAAGAUAGUUG
Messenger RNA from Camellia sinensis, 1801 nucleotides. NCBI's taxonomy places the organism in Eukaryota, Viridiplantae, Streptophyta, Magnoliopsida, Ericales, Theaceae. The record is from RefSeq and is a predicted model, not a curated record.